ACGGGGCUCUAACGGGGCUCAGGCUGAAGAUCAGUCGGAGUGUUUCCUGACGUGAAGAGGCUGCUGGGCUCCAUGUCGGCUCCUGCUCCAGCCAAUCGGAGGUCUGCGUCGGGCUCUCGCCGGUUCGACUACUGCAGGUUCAUAGAGCUAGACUACGUCCCCAUGGAGACUGGCUAUAUGGUCUCAAUGCGUCCUACUAAAGGCUACGCGUCCACCAAGUCGCCAACGAAAGGAUACAUUUCCACCAAGUCUCCGGAUCGCCAUAGCCGCUCGACAAACUCCCCCUCCACCCCUCGCUCCCGGCGGACUCCGGCGGCCCCCAGCAACAGAGAACCUCAUGGCAACACGUCCUUCAGCAGCAGCAGCAACUCAGGCUCUUGUAAAGGCAGCGACUGCAGCCCCACCAAAGGACGUCACCAGAAGUACACUUCAUGUACAGACAACCAUGGGAUUCGACCCCCUCCACCAGAACAGUACCUCACACCCCUGCAGCAGAAGGAGGUGUGUAUCCGACACCUUCGAGCCCGGCUAAAAGAAACAAUGAGCACGCUGCAGGACAGGGACACUGAGAUCGAUGAGCUGCGAGGCCAGCUGUACAGGAUGCAGGAGGACUGGGUUGAGGAAGAGUGCCACCGUGUGGAGGCCCAGCUGGCCCUGAAGGAGGCCCGCCAGGAGAUCCAGCAGCUCAAGCAGGCCGUGGAAACCGUGCGGGCCAGACUCAGUGAUGCCGGGGGUCUCAGUGGGGAUGCCGGCGUCCAGAAGUACUUCCAAGACAUCAAUGCUCAGAACCACAAGCUGGAAAACCUUUUGGUUAGCAUGGAAUUGGCCCAGGCUGGAUUAGCAAAGGAGAGCGAAGCCAUAUCCGGGUGUCGGACCCGCGGUGGGGGUUCAGCACCAGCGUCUGUUUCAGGUGAAAGUCCUGGAGGAGCUCCCAGACUGACAGUGGGAGGAAGGGGGUCGUGCUCUUGCGAUGGUUCUCCAGCCCGUUCUUUGACUCGAAGCUCCACCUACACCAAGCUGAGCGACCAGGCCCUGGCGGACCGGAACAGCAAUGGGACUGACUUUCCUUGUUUGUCUGGUGACGGCACACAAGACAGCGGCUUUGUGUGCUGUGGGGAGAGCUCCGUCCCCAGCCGGGCUGACCUGCUGCUCGAGGCCGCCUUCCUCUCCGAGGAAACCGCGUCUUUACUCAACUCCUACUCGCAGAACUUCCCACACUCUUUACCCCAUUCUUUUCCAAACUCUCUGCCCAUGUCGCUCCCUCCAUCCAUCCCUCACUCUCUGCCUAAUUCUCUGCCUCACUCCUACUCUCAUACCUUACCUCACUCUUUCCCUCACAAUUUGUCCCACCCUAUGUCUCACACGAUGCCUCACUCCUCCACGUAUGAGAAGCUGUGCACGGGAGACCGGCUGGCUCCGUUCCGUUGUGGUCUGGGCGGGGUCAGCUGCAUGAGCCACCCCUGCCUCUCCCACCACCACCUGUACCUGCACCCUUUGAGAGAGACAGGCAUUCAGACUGAGAGCUGCCCCAUCCCUGCCACGGCCGGGUGUCCCUCCGAUCUGGACACCAUCGCAGAGCAACGCACCUUCCGUUCUCAGGCCUGCAGCCCCACCUCCACCUGGAUGUCCGAUGAGGGGGAGGAAGAACUGGACUCCAUUACCACCACUACAUCAGUGACCACUGCGACAGUCAUGAGUACGGCCACAGAGCCAAUCCCAGUCUCCAAAACGCCACUGGUCCCUUCUUUGCCACGGUCCGCCACUGUGGCGUGCUCCAUGGAGAGUCCACUGCGCGAGCAGGAUGGAGGGGAAGCCGAGGAAAAACAGGAAAAGGAGACAAGAGAAAAGGAAGCUUCUUUGUCUGAGGAGCCGGAAGAGACACCUGAGAUCAACCUAGAAGACGAGCAGCAGAUCCAGGCGGCAGUAGAGGAAGGACAGCAGGUGGAGGCUGAGGAGACACUGUGCGACUUGUCAGAGAUAUCGGCGGGAACACAGGCUGAGCUGGAGUUCAGACGAUGCUCUGGCGAAGUCAGACACAGUGGGACUACAGUGGAUAACUUCAGUGUGGAGGACAAACAGGACGAACCUGAACCAUCAGCAGGAUCAACACACGUAGAAGCAGCUAAGCUUAGUCCAGCGUCUCCGGGGCUAUCUCCAGGAGCCGAACAGCCCCGCACCUCCCAGCCGAGGAGAUCCACCUCCCACGAGGAAAUAGCUGGCGUCAUGGUGGUGGAGGUGUCCGAUGAAGAGGAUGAGGAUGACACCGGAGCACGGGGGAACGCAGGAAACACCGAGGCAGAGGACGAAGAGUCGCCUGCCUCUGGGACGGUUCAGAAGAGCUACUGGAGCCGCCACUUCCUCGUCGAUCUGCUCGCGGUGGCCAUCCCCGUGGUUCCCACGGUGGCGUGGCUCUGCCGCGGUCCGGUCCGCGACGGACAGCCCAUGUACCACAUCGGCUCGCUGCUGAGGGGCUGCUGCACGGUGGCGCUGCACUCGCUGCGCCGGGGCGGCGGCUUGAGGCAUUACCCCGCAGGCGGGGGAGAUCUGGGGGGAUCGCAGAUUUAAGACGGGAAUCUGUUUACUUUGCUUCACUGCGUCGUCCCUCACAUGGCUCUGGCUUCUUGGGUGAUUGCAUUAGAGCGAGGAGCAGACGAGAAAGUACUUCCUGCCCUGUGGAUCUCAUCAAGAUGAAAGCUGAAAGGAGUACACGGACCAGGAAAAGUGCAUUUAGGGCUAAGAUCUAAAACUGUGUUCUGUUUGGUCCUGCUCCUUGUCGUCUGUCACUCGUUGUUGCUACCAAGAUGUCUGCUGACCCUACUGACACCUGCUAGACUGAAUGAGCUGAAUGAACCCGAUGGUCUGUGCUUGGAUGUUCAACACUGAUUGUUAAUUUUGUCCUUAAAUGCAGGGAAAAUGUAAAAAAAAAAAAAAAAAAAACUCAUUGAUGUGUCAACGUGUUAUUGACAAACGAUCAUGUGUUGGUGAAUGUGUACACAGAAGACAGUAUGUGUAUGUAUAACCGCGUAUGCAUAUAUAACCAAGUUAGAACGAGCCACAGAGCUGCUCAGUGGUUCACGAAUGAAGGAAACCCCGCUCCUAUUUAGAAUGUGCACGUUUUCUGUGACUGCAGACACUCAUUAAGGAUCUUUGACAUCUUCAAGAUCAAACAUUGUCUGCUAUUAUGAAAAACAUUGUAGAACCAAGUAUGUUCUAGGGGUAGAAACA
This is a messenger RNA of Salarias fasciatus (jewelled blenny), 3225 nucleotides long. It is a transcript of the gene snphb, whose product is annotated as syntaphilin b. Gene Ontology annotation, biological process: neuron differentiation. NCBI's taxonomy places the organism in Eukaryota, Metazoa, Chordata, Actinopteri, Blenniiformes, Blenniidae. The transcript is spliced from 6 exons. Gene Ontology annotation, cellular component: mitochondrion; cytoplasmic microtubule. The record is from RefSeq and is a predicted model, not a curated record. Bases 73 to 2565 code for a protein of 830 amino acids.